AUGACCAGCAAAGAGCACGGCCCCCAACCUGUUGAGCACAACGAAGUCGGCUUCUCCAAGGGCUUUGACUACUCGGAUAAGAAUCAGGAUGACGCGAGCAGGUUCAUCGGACAGCUCGGCGGCGUUACUGAGUAUUCUGCUCAAGAGGCCAAUCGUGUGCGGUGGAAGCUGGACCUCAUCCUGCUGCCCAUGAUGACCAUCACCUAUCUCCUGUCGUUCAUGGACAAGGUUGCUCUCAGCCAAGCGUCCAUCUUUGGUAUUUUAAAGGACAACGUCAGUAACCCCUUCCCCCCCCAUCCAUCCUCUCCCACUCACACCGCUACCCAGCACCUCACCGGCACCGACUACAGCUGGGCCAGCGCCGUCUUCUACUUUGGUUACCUCGCCGCCCAGUACCCGUGCGCCCUUCUCAUGCAGAAGCUGCCCACCGGCCGGUACUUUGGCGCCAUGGUCGUCGGCUGGGGCGUCGCCACCACCGCGCAGGCGGCCACCACCUCCUUCGCCUCGCUCGCCGCCUGCCGCUUCGUCCUCGGCGCCUUCGAGACGUGCAUCUCGCCCGUGCUGACCAUCCUGGUCGGCCAGUACUGGACGCGCCGCGAGCACCCGCUGCGGGCGACCGCGUGGUGGGCCGGCGCGGGCAUCGGCGGCUUUGUCGCGGACGGCGUGACGUACGCCGUCUCCGGAGGAGGUUUCGACGGCGGGCGCUACGCGACCUGGCAGCUCAUUUUUCUCAUCUUUGGUCCGAUAUCCAUCGCCUGGGGCGUGUUUCUCUUCUUCGCGCUGCCCGCGUCUCCCAUGACCGCGUGGUUCCUGACGGAGCGGGAGCGAGAAGUCGCCGUGCUUCGAGUCAUUGAAAACCACACGGGUAUCGAGAAUCGCCGGUACAAGGGCUAUCAGGUCCGGGAGGCGCUGCUGGACCCCCAGUUUGGCAAGAUUGUCAUCACCGGACUCGGGUACAGCGACAGGGAGGCCGUCAUAAUGUCGUUCCCCUGCGACGCCGUCCAGCUUGUCUCCGUCGUCUCGGCCGGACUCAUCGCGCAGGCCAUUCCGAACGUGCGAAUCGCGACCAUGGUGUUCACAAACGUCAUCGUCUUAAUCGGGAGUGUCCUCGUGGAGAAACUGCCGGCGAGCCAUUCCCUCGGACCAAUGUUCAUCUUGUACGUCAACACCGUGCCGUACAUCAUGUGCAUGAGUCUCGUCGCCUCCAACAUCGGCGGCUUCACCAAGAAGGCGACCGCGGCCGUCAUGAUGUUCAUGUCCUACAGCGUGGGCCAGAUUUCCGCGCCGCACUUCUUCCUUGCCCGCGAGAAGCCGCGGUACCCGACUGGCUUCCGCGCCUUCUACGUGUCCCUGGCGCUCAUGAUUGCGGUCGAGCUCCUUCUCGCGCUGUAUCUGUGGAAGGCAAACGGGAAGAAAGAAAAGGCUCAGGCGGCGGGUACUCAGCAGAACCCUGCUGCGGAUGGGCUGUCGGCUGACUUUGCAGACCUCACGGAUAAGGAGCAUCCGGAGUUUCGCUAUGUAUUUUGA
Messenger RNA from Cordyceps fumosorosea ARSEF 2679, 1527 nucleotides. Its product is annotated as Major facilitator superfamily domain, general substrate transporter. Lineage: Eukaryota; Fungi; Ascomycota; Sordariomycetes; Hypocreales; Cordycipitaceae. The coding region runs from base 1 to 1527 and encodes 508 amino acids. The transcript is spliced from 9 exons. Gene Ontology annotation, biological process: tripeptide transport; allantoate transport; transmembrane transport. The record is from RefSeq and is a predicted model, not a curated record. Gene Ontology annotation, molecular function: dipeptide transmembrane transporter activity; allantoate transmembrane transporter activity. Gene Ontology annotation, cellular component: plasma membrane.